CACUCUUUCCCAGAGCUUGUGUGAGAAAGACUUUCAUACAUUGCUCAGAAUGGCAGAUAAAUUCACUCAGAGUUGCAAGAAUAAAACUAAAGUCAUGCACAGCAAAACUAUGAGUCUCAAAGUUGCCUGUGCCAAGUAUUCCAAAUAACCCCAAACUUCUGAAAAAGAGAACCUAUCGUGCUCAAAAGAAACCCUUCUUAUUGGCAAAUCACUAUUUACGUCAAGCAAAGAAGAAGAAAAAGGCCAAAAAGAUAAAAUAAAAAGAGAAUAACAUCAAGUCUUGACAAGAUCCAGAAGAGUGUUUUUAUCUUUGGCAGGAAGAGAAGAAAUACAUCAAAUAGAGUUCCAAACAUGACGAGAAGAUCUAGUAAUGGAAAAGUUUUUGAAUGGAAUUAUAAGGAUAACCUAGAUUUAAAGACUGUGAAUAAGAAUUUGAUGAUACAAAUUAAUGGAGACAGAUUCACAGAUUCAACAACAUUUGAUUCCAAUAAAUGCUCUCUAGUCUCCAGCUUAAAUUUUAAGUGAAUCUGUGGUAUUGGCAGCAACAUGCAUCACUGUGAGGCUGCUCAAAGAUGGACAGAAUACGCCUAUAGACAUCAUUCGCGAUCUUUCGAUUUUGAAAAAGAUUCAGAAAUCUUCAAUGAUAUGCUCACACUUGCAGAGUCAGACUCUGCAGUGCAAGAAUCGGUGCAGCAGAUCAAGAAUGACAUCUGCAGAACUGUCACUGACGAAGAGUUCUUCUGAGUGGGCGGCAGAGGCUAUACAACUAUGCUGGAAGUGCUGACUGCCUUUGCAUUGUACGAUAAGCCGUGCGGAUAUGUGCAAGGAAUGAACUUCAUCACAGCUUCAUUAGCUUAUCACUGCAACUCGGCAACUGCGUUCUGGCUGUUUACAUCGCUUAUUGAGGACUAUGAGCUAAGGGAAAAUUACUUAAACGGACUUGAAGGCUUUUAUGAAAGAGCACAGAGUAUAAGUGAGCUUGCAAAAGUAGAAAUUCCAGAAAUACAUGCAUUUUUAGUGACCUUUGAGAUGAUCACUCUUGAGCCAGUUAUGAGCUUGUUUUGUAACAUGAUCUCAUUAGAAGAAUCCAAGCACCACUUAGAAGAAUUCUUUAAAAGAGGGUGGAAGUACUUUAACUGACUCUUCAUUAACUUUUUGGAAUGCAAUUCUGCUCAAAUUUUUAUGUGAGAAGACCAAUGAGAUAUUCUGAGUCUCUUUAAGGACUAUUAUCACUGUAGAGGAGGUCGCCAGAGCACAUGGUCUCAAAGGAUCGCACUCCAAAACAAAUCUACUGCUGAUUCUUAUAGCAUUUGAGAUGUCGAUUGGGAAAAACUUUGCAGAAAAUCUUAAUUAAAAACCAGUUGGUUUUUAAAUUUGCGAAUCUUUUUCAAUAAAUAAAAAUAAAUA
Molecule: messenger RNA, 1407 nt
Organism: Moneuplotes crassus
Lineage: Eukaryota; Ciliophora; Spirotrichea; Euplotida; Euplotidae
Source: the annotation of a GenBank genome assembly